Molecule: messenger RNA, 920 nt
Organism: Sinocyclocheilus rhinocerous
Lineage: Eukaryota; Metazoa; Chordata; Actinopteri; Cypriniformes; Cyprinidae
Exons: 6
Coding region: 261-920 (219 amino acids)
Source: RefSeq, a predicted model, not a curated record
GGAGAUGAGACCUACAGAACCAUAUUUAGGUUGAGACUAAAGAUAAUUAAUUUACUGGCCUUGUUCCAGGCCUGUUAUUUGGUUACAAUUUCCAAAAGGAGCCUUGUUCUCAGGCUUCAAGUUCGUUUAAGUGCCUUGUUCUUAGGCAUCAAGUUCAUAUUCAAGUCUCAUUCUUAGGCUUCAAGUUCAUCAGAGUCUCGUUCUCAGGCUACAGAACUGAUCAUGCAAUUACACAUGAUGUAUUUUGUGUUUUCUUUGGAAUGCCAGACACAUUGCAACCUUCACUGACCCAGGAUCCUGGACUGAAAAAAACAGGAAGAGACCUUGAGUGUUUUCCUCAACAGUGUACAGGGAAUUCCUGUGGCAUCUACAUGCUGAUGUAUGCUCUCAGCACCUGUACAUCAUGCCCACUAACAUUCACAGAGGAGGAGGUGCCAUUGAUUCGCCAGUGGUGGUGCAUUCAGUUGAUGGAGAGGUUUUGCCUUGAAGGGCAUGGACAGAGAUUUGCACACUGGACAGAAGAAGCAUCCCAACUCCUUCAGGGAACCCUUGAGCCUGUCUUUAGGGUGUCAAAAUCCACCACCACCAAACAGUCACCCAGCAGAAGAGUUGUGGCUGAAGAGGACACUGAUAAGGUGCAACAGCCUACCAUCGUGAGAGACCUUCAUACAGCUUGGUAUUGGGUAAACAAUCACAGAGACUCUUUCCGUGGAGAGGUGACAGAGCCUGCUUUUCUGCAGAUGAACAGUGAAAGUCAACAAAAUGCACUCAGGAAGACCCUGGGGAGUGAAUUCCCUGAAGCAAAGGAGGACUUUUUGUUUAUAUUUCAGUCUCAAGAUGACAUGGAAACAUUUUUGUCCUACUGUGUUGAUAAACAAGGCCUGAAGGUCAAUGCCAUGUUCCUCAAUCAGCAAUUGUAG